Drosophila yakuba is the source of this 3480-nucleotide messenger RNA. It is a transcript of the gene Ythdc1, whose product is annotated as YTH domain-containing protein 1. The transcript has 3 exons. Gene Ontology annotation, biological process: regulation of alternative mRNA splicing, via spliceosome; mRNA splicing, via spliceosome. The record is from RefSeq and is a predicted model, not a curated record. Gene Ontology annotation, cellular component: nucleoplasm. Gene Ontology annotation, molecular function: N6-methyladenosine-containing RNA reader activity; mRNA binding. The coding region runs from base 146 to 2317 and encodes 723 amino acids. Lineage: Eukaryota; Metazoa; Arthropoda; Insecta; Diptera; Drosophilidae.
UCUGACGCCAUCGCCAAUUCGUCGCCGCUGUGACGCAGAAUUUGUGUGUAAGCCUUGUAAAAUUGGUGUAAUUUUGCGAUAUAAAAAGGUAUUGUUGCGGUAAAAGUGGACAAAAAGUGGCGCUAAACCGGUGUCCACACAGUUAAUGCCAAGAGCAGCCAGUAAACAAACGCUGCCGAUGCGCGAGAUGGCGGACUUGGAUGCGGUGCACCUGGGCCUGGACGAGAACGAGGCGGACAUUGCCGAGGAGCUGCAAGACUUUGAGUUCAAUACAAGGAGUGAGGCUUCCGAAUCGAAUGGUGGGGACUCAUCCGACUCGGAGCCCAGUAUCAGUUCGGUGAGCACUGCCACAUCCUCCCUGGUGGGCAGUGGUAAGCGGAAGACCAAGAAGCCGGCCAAGGAAAGCCCUCAACCCGCUGUCGAGACCAAAUCCUCAAAGUCUUCCGCAAAAAACAAAGCCAAACGGGAACCCACUCCCGAAGAGCUAAAUGGUGGCAAGAAAAAGAAACGCACAGGCAGCGAGUCGAAAAAAACAUCCUCAUCUGAGCCUUCCGAUAAGGUCAAGGCCAAAUCUCCGGAUACCGAGGACCGACAACCGCCCGUCAAGAAGUCGCGCACCAAGAAACCAUCCAAUGCUAACGAUUCUGCUGGCCACAAAAGUGAUCUCAGCGAGGCUGAGGACGAGAAACCAAGUCUUCCAACUCUGGAGUCCGACAGCGAGUCCUCUGACUCGGAUUCUGGCACGCAGCACAAGAGAAACGGAGGAAAUGGAGGCGGCAACGGCCGGGGUAAAGCCAGCUCCAAAAGCUCCACGCCGGAAAAGGAUUCUGUUGGCGGCGGUACGCAUUCACAUUCACAGAAGGGCUACGACUAUAUGACCAAGCUGAACUACCUAUUCCGAGACACACGGUUCUUCCUUAUCAAGUCCAACAAUAGCGACAACGUCCAGCUGUCUAAGAACAAGAGUGUAUGGGCCACGUUGCCGCAGAACGACGCCAAUCUUAACCAGGCAUUCAAGGAGGCCAGAAACGUCCUGCUCAUCUUCUCGGUCAACGAGAGUGGUAAAUUCGCAGGCUUUGCUCGGAUGGCGGCCCCCUCACGGCGGGACAUUCCUCAGGUGGCCUGGGUAUUGCCGCCUAGUAUUUCGCCCAAGGCACUCGGCGGCGUCAUCGAGCUUGACUGGAUCUGCCGCAAGGAAUUGUCUUUCAAUGCCACCCUACACCUGCACAACACCUGGAACGAGGGCAAGCCGGUGAAGAUAGGUCGCGAUGGCCAAGAGAUUGAGCCCAAGAUUGGCGGCGAGCUGUGUCGUCUCUUCCCCGAGGAUGAGCAAAUCGAACUCACCCCCAUACUCAAGAAAUCCAAGGAGACAGCUCGAGUUAUGCGAGAAAAAGGCAUCCACGUGAUCUACAAGCCGCCUAGGAGUCUAUCCUCGCGAGGCCAUGGAGGAGGCGGUCGUGGCGGAGGCAGAGGAGCGAGUCACGACCACCUCGGCCCGAUGCGGCAUAAGAGGAGCUACCACGGACCACCACACCAUCGCCCGUAUCGUCACCAUCAUGGCAUGGGCCUUCCGCCGGGCGGUGGCUUUAAGAGAAGCGGUUCUCCCUACCGCCAGAUGGGAGGUGCAGCAGGAGCACCACCCGGCGGACCGGGCGACAUGGCCAUACCAUCAUGGGAACGCUACAUGUCCUCGGCUGCAGCUGCUGAAGCAUACGUGGCGGAUUAUAUGCGCAACAUGCACGGCCAACUACCGCCGUUACCCUUCGUUCCUCCGUUCGCCCAGCUGCCGAUGCCAGGUGGUGGUGCGGGAGCAGCUGGAGCCCUGCCACCGGGAGCAGCGGCUGCCAUGUACGAGCAGCUGCCGCCACCGGUGCGGUACUACGAUGGACCGGGUGCACCGCCUCUGCCGGAUUAUCCGCCUCCCCAGCGACCACCGCCACCGGGCUUCGACAAGGCGCCAAGCUACGAGGAGUUUGCUGCCUGGAAGAACGCCGGCCUGCCCACAGUGCCACCACCGGGCUUCCCUGUCUACGGCGGAGCAGCCAAUGGUGGUAGCAAUGGAGCUGGCGGUGUAGCUGCUGCCCAGGCAGCGGCUGCAGGCGGAGGCAUGGGCGGCGGUGGAGGUGGAGGAUCCGGUGGCGGUAUGGGUGGACCCGGCGGCUAUCGGAAUCGUGACGGCAACAACGGCUCCGCGGGCGGUCGUCGACGGGAGUACGGAAAUCGCAGCGGUGGCGGCGGAUCUUCGCGGGAUUCGCGACCGUAUCGCGAGCGUGGCGGCGGCGGCGGCCAGCGAAGCUAUCGGGACAACAGGCGCUAGGCCGCAUCGAGGUUUUAAACGAGAUCGUGCUCCUGGCCUCGCUAGAAUCGGAAAGUGUAAUCCUAAUCCUCUCGCGUGUGAAAAUUUAAAGAGAAAUAUUGAAUGCGUUACGGUAUAAGCGAAAAGUUAAUAUGAUAAAAACGGCUAUCGUCUGAAGUCGAUACAACUCUCUUUCCCCUUUCUCUCUGUCCCGCUCACCAAACACCCCCACCACCCACACUAUGAUUAAAAUACAAACUUACGACUUAAGCAAAUUUCAAUACAGCAGAGAUCUUAAUGCUAAUUAAAUAUUUUAAACCACAAAAAAAAAAAAAAAUACAAAAUGAAAGAGAGAAAAUGUGAACUUUAUUUACCCCAAAACGAAAAGUAGCGAGAGAAAGCGAGAGAAAGAGACUUUAAAGAGACGCCCAACAACAACAACCACAACCAACAACAACACCAUGAACGAACUUAAGUUAACAUGAGAGCAGUGAUCAAUCAGUGAUGUGUGUAUCGUGUGUGCCAAACCCCACAAAGCCCCAUUCUCCAACCCCCCACCCCCAAAAGUUCCAAAAACGAGAGUUGGACAAAGCAAAAGCAAACCGAAAAUCAAAAGGGUCACUUUGCCCCCCCCAAAGACUUUCAAAGACCUGAGCGGAGCCUAGCUCCAAAUGGGGGCUAUAAGUUAUAAUCACUGCUACCUAACUUCAAGGACGAGGGUCGAUCCGAUCAAAGCUUCCUUAUACGUAGUAUAAAACUAAUGCAAUCAUAUUUAACAACCACAUGUCUUGCCGACAGAAGACCAUUUAUCCCCGAAACAGACACACAUCCGCCUACAUUUUGGCCCGGAGUGAUGCGCUCCGGGUCCCUUUUGGCCCAAUAGCAAUACGAAUACGAACCGUAGCAAUGCGAACUGUUUGGCCCACUAGCUGGGCACCAAUCCCCCCCAUCGAUUUCACUCAAUGACUGCCACAUUUUCACGCUUCACCAGAGCUCAGACCGUCGACAAACACUCAAAAUACAUUCCCGGACAGACCUAGGGGUUUGCUCUUUUUUCUUUGCAGGAUCUCGAUUCAACAAGGAUGGAAACUGGACAGCGUUUGGAGCCCCAUAUAUUGCAUGAAGAAUGUUAGAGAGAAAGACUGAUGACUAAUAAAAACUCAAGCUGAUUGCAAAAACCAUAA